Porites evermanni is the source of this 3462-nucleotide messenger RNA. The record is from the annotation of a GenBank genome assembly. NCBI's taxonomy places the organism in Eukaryota, Metazoa, Cnidaria, Anthozoa, Scleractinia, Poritidae.
AUGGCUGAUAGGAUCACAUGUACCAUAUAUGGUAGGUAGUCUCACAUGAGGUAGUUAGUCGUAUUAUGGUAAUUUAGAUGACAUAAUUAUGAUUUAAUUUGCCCUCAGUUUCAGUGAUUUGAUUGUACCAACGUGUAUAUACGUGUAUACUACUGUGGGAACUGUCUAAUAUUUUUAGGACAAAACAAAACUUGCCUUUUUCUUGUCAAUUUUGUUCUUUAGCGGUGAAAAUAUUGCCACAAUCAGCUGAGUUAUUCAAGCGCUCAGUGUAGAUGACUAUUGUUUGCACAUGCAAAUGAGUACGUGACAACAAUACUCCCAUUGUUUUCUAACCUUAAAAACAAUAGUCAGCAGUCAGUCUACAGUCUGCAUUUUACACUGCCCUGUUAUUCAAGAGACCAUAAAAUUUAGCCAAAAGCCACUUGCAGUUUAUUAAAAGCUUUGUUAUUUACCAAAAAGGGAACAAAGCAAGUUUUUUUCUACUUGUGAAUUCCAUGCAUUUAUUGAAAGGACUCUUUACGGUUGAAGACGUUGAAUACUUAUGAUCCUUGGAAUAUAUCAAAAUACCAAUCUUUAUUAUAAAGUAAGAAACUUUUGGCAGGAAUAAUUAAUUAUAGUGCAUGUUUGUUUGUACAUAACUGUACACUAAACAUUCUCUGAAAGGAAUUUGACUUAAACCUGUUUGGUAAUUUGCUCAGAUGGCAUUGUAAAGACAGCCAUACUAGGCUAUCCAUGCAGUGAGCAAGCAUCUUGGGAGAGAGUUGCUGUACAAGGUAAAUUAAGCCUUUGAUACACUAUGUACAUUUGAGAACUGUGUGACAGCUAAUUAAUCAUUGAGUUAUGGAUAAAAAAAAGCUAUUGAGUCCGAUCUGGGCUGGUACUUGUAUAAGCACUGACAGACGAUAACACUUUGGGUUAAGCACUGUGGAGGCUUCUUUUGGCCAACUGAUAUAAUUUUCGGCUCAUUAUGUCAUAGUAGAGGUAAUUGAAUGGCUCAAUCACAUGAAGACCCCCUUUGAUGGUAGUUGAAUAGUUUUUUCCACACUUAAACUAUAUCCAAUUCAAUAACGAUCUCAAAGUCCUGAGCCCUUGAUUGUACCUCCCUUCUCCCUUAAGCCCUUCAUGACAUACAUGUACAGAAAGGCAUAUGUGCUUUCUUACCUCAAUUAGUCUUACUGCUCAAGUUAUAAAGAUUAAUAUUAAAAACUGUCUUUAGAAAAUACGUGUUACUGUGAUAAGUACUAAAUGGUUUUUUGUUUAUUCAUAAGUUGGAGAGAUAAAUGAGGAGGCACAUAGUCUCUACGGAGCAGAACUUGGUACGUUUCACUUCAACUAUGUAGUAUUAUUACUUUUUGCUAAUUCUGUUCAAACCUUUGACCUUCACACCGAUUAUUGGUUUUCCACAAUGGUUCCCUCACAACCCGGCCCAUUUUGGGCAGUUAUUUUAGCCUGGAUCACCAUUCCUGAGAAAUGAACUGUACAUUUUACCCACAUUGGACUCACCAUUAUUAUUACUGACUGACUUUGGCAUUGGGGAUAGUUUAACUACAAAUAUUUUCUGAGUCAUAAAUAUUGCAUUUUGUAAACAAAAUGAAAUACAUAUCAUUAAUACAUGCACAAUUACAGCUUCUAUUGAUAAAUACCGGCAUAUAAUAAUAAGAACACAUACAGUCUUGCACAAUCAUAUACAUCUGUUUAAUUUGUCUUUUAUGAUAAUAUGCAUUAUUAUAAAAAAACAUACACAUAUAUUAAUUAUUAUUGUCCCUAUUAUUGGUUCAGUGGCAGUGACACCUUACAUCACUACAAUACGUAAAGAACUCUCUACAUAAACUGCCAUGCAGUGCUCCUAAGUCAAUUGAUGCUCAAUAUACAGCCCUGCUAUACAACUGAUCAUGAUAAAAAUAACUUUGUAUUAAUAGUAAAUUACUUUUCCAAGUAUUAUUACCCAAUCAUGUAAGCUUGUGCUAUUUGAAAUUAUACACAGAUGCAUGCUCAUAUGGUUCCUCAUUUGACUUGAGGUUAAUGGAGGAGCUUCUCCACUUGAAUGGAGACCUUCACAGGUAUGUGUUAGUUAGUGCGUAUACAAGGAUUUGUUGUUUAAUGGACUUGGUAAUCUGAAUCACCUUUUUGUAAAAAGUCAUCAUUUCAUACACUGUAUUUCAUAGGUUCGAUUACAGAGUCAUUUUGACUCCACACCAGUCUGUAUCCUAAGAUACAGGCCAACCAAAGAGGUAGCGGAAAUUUUAAGGUAGGCAUAGAAUGGGUUAUUGUAAAUAUUAAAGAUUUAUUGUAUUAUGUAAAGGAGUGAGAAGGGUACCAGCUUUGUGUAUAAGUUUUGGCUUCUUCACAGAACAUUAAGAUCCAUGUCUGUACACUAAUGAAAUAGACAUAGGGGCUUCAAAUAAAUUAUAAAUAAGCUGCAAAAGAAAAAGUAUAAGAAAAGGGGGAAACUUCGGGUUUUUUUCUUCUUUCCACAUAAUCAUAUACUAUGAAAACAGAACUUCCUGUUGUUUUUUGCUCGUAGUAAGUACAAAAAAAGCAGUUGCUGGAAUUGCAUGCAAUGUGAGAAGGUGUUCCAUUCAGGUACAUUGUAUGGCCCUGGUUGACUGGUCUCUUUGGAGACAUCACAUAGUAGACAUGAAUGGGAAGAGAUAAUAAAUUUUAAAAUUGUUUUUCGGUAACUCACUCUGAGAAUUGUUCUGGUUGGAAGGUGAAACAAGAAAACCCAGUCCAUGAUUGUGACUUCCCUGUCCACUAGUAUAUAAUCUUUGUUUUCCCUGCUCACUUUGUUUAUAUGCCAAGAUUGAUUGCCUGUUUCAGGCUGAUGAGUUAUUGUUAUUUGGACUUGGUACAUUCGACGAGAACUUAUUAACUUCUUUAUACAUUGACAGAGAACUGAUGUCAGAAUGUAGUGACGUUUUAAGCCAGUGCCACAUACAUGUGGUACUCAAAGGCUCACAAUUUGACAAUGAAGGUAUUGUGAGAUACAUGUAUGUACGCUUCUGCAACAAUUCCUGACUUUCAAUAUCACUUUGGGCCUGCAAAUAACAGCUAUUUUGUAACAAGGCACUAGACUUGUUUUAAGUAAUUAAAUGGUAAUAUAUUUUGCCCAUGGUAAAUGAGCAUAUUAAAAAAACAUUUUCCAUUUUACUGUUGCUAGAGCGAAUAGAAAGAGAGAAAAAACAAACCUUUAACGGGUUGAUUCAGCUUGUGCUGCACAUGAUUUUCUAUUAUACUUCUUCUGGGUGUUUUCCUACAUCAUCCCCGGCUGCCAGUCUCUGCCAAACAUUUGUAUCAUUCUUUAUUCAUUUGCUUUUACUUUUACUUUUAGCAUGUAGAAAUCAUGUGCGGCAGAGCGAGAACGGGGCAGAUGUGGAAGUCAGAGUGUCCCAGCCCACAAUGUCAUCGGCCAACAUGGUAGUUGGGGACAUCAUUUCUGGUAAGUGUGUCAACUUGGUGUAA